Gossypium raimondii (Peruvian cotton) is the source of this 1925-nucleotide messenger RNA. RefSeq names its product protein COBRA. The record is from RefSeq and is a predicted model, not a curated record. The coding region runs from base 184 to 1551 and encodes 455 amino acids. The transcript has 6 exons. Lineage: Eukaryota; Viridiplantae; Streptophyta; Magnoliopsida; Malvales; Malvaceae. Gene Ontology annotation, cellular component: plasma membrane. Gene Ontology annotation, biological process: cellulose microfibril organization; plant-type cell wall cellulose biosynthetic process.
UGGAUGGAGCAUGUACCUCUCUGUCUCAGACUCUGUACUAAAUUGCUUUUAUAAGCUUCACUUGCAACUCAACAGCUGACCUCUCUCUUCUCCAUUUGAUGUGAGAAGGAUCUUUCUUUCUUUAUUCUGCACAUCUUAACCUUAACCACAUCAUAAGAUAGAGAUCUCUUAAACGAUCGAGUUAUGGAGACUGUCUUUUCAGCAGCAAGUAGAUCCAUUUCCAAGCUCAUUAGCUUCACCGCUUUGCUUCUUUUCUUGUUUUCCUGCUCUACUUUCACUUCUACUGAAGCUUAUGAUGCGCUUGAUCCAACUGGCAAUAUCACUAUCAAAUGGGACGUAAUAAGUUGGACCCCAGAUGGCUAUGUUGCUGUUGUUACAAUGUACAAUUUCCAACAGUAUCGCCAUAUUCAGGCACCUGGUUGGACAUUGGGGUGGACAUGGGCCAAAAAGGAAGUAAUCUGGAGCAUGAUGGGAAGCCAAACCACGGAACAAGGGGAUUGUUCAAAAUACAAAGGAAACGUCCCUCAUUGCUGUAAAAAGGAUCCCACAGUUGUGGAUUUAUUGCCUGGAACUCCUUAUAACCAGCAGAUUGCAAAUUGCUGCAAAGGCGGGGUAUUAAAUUCAUGGGUUCAAGACCCGGCCAAUGCAGCAAGCUCAUUUCAGGUUAGUGUGGGCGCUGCAGGAACAACGAACAAAACUGUGAGAGUGCCUAGAAACUUUACCCUGAAAGCACCAGGUCCAGGAUAUACUUGUGGGCCUGCCAAGAUUGUGAAACCCACUAAAUUCAUAACGGCUGAUAAAAGGAGAAUAACUCAAGCUAUGAUGACAUGGAAUGUUACAUGCACAUAUUCCCAAUUUCUGGCUCAAAAGACUCCUACAUGUUGCGUCUCGCUCUCUUCCUUCUAUAAUAACACUAUCGUGAAUUGCCCGACAUGUGCUUGUGGCUGUCAGAAUAACUCAACUGAAUCUGGGAGUUGUGUAAGCGAAAGGUCUUCACAUUUAGCUUCAGCUGUUCCGGGCAAAUCUACCAAUGCACCACCUCUGCUUCAGUGUACGAGCCAUAUGUGUCCAGUUCGAAUUCACUGGCAUGUUAAGCUCAACUACAAGGAAUACUGGCGUGUGAAGAUCACAAUCACCAAUUUCAAUUACGCAUUGAACUACAGUCAGUGGAAUCUAGUUGUGCAACACCCCAACUUUGACAAUCUUACACAACUUUUCAGCUUCAAUUACAAACCAUUAACUCCUUAUGCUGGCUUAAAUGAUACUGCCAUGUUAUGGGGACUUAAGUUUUAUAAUGAUUUCCUCAACGAAGCCGGUCCUCUUGGGAAUGUGCAGUCAGAACUAUUAUUCAGAAAAGAUGCAUCAACUUUUACUUUUGAAAAGGGAUGGGCUUUUCCACGGAGAAUAUAUUUCAAUGGUGAUAACUGUGUCAUGCCACCUCCCGAUGCCUACCCUUGGUUGCCGAAUACUGGUUUGAAGCCAGUUAUCUCUCUGUUUCAGCCAGUCAUGACGAUCUUGGCAUCAUGUGUUUUCUUAUGGGCUAAUAUGUGAUGAAUGCUGUCUGCGGAAACCGCUAAAACUAUUUGUUCGACAUCCUGCAAUUUGCAUCUGAUUUCAUAUUAUCACACUGAAGCUUUUGGUGAUCGAUUCAAUGGUGUUGGAAUAGUUUGGUGCGGCAAUGUAACACGCUAAAGAGUGGAUCAAGGUGCACAAUCUCUGGUCCCUAUAGCAUGUGGUGUAUUAUUUAUAUGUUGGGGUUUGUAAUUUACACCAUUUCUUUUUGGAGUUAACUGCUUUGUUGUAUGUUUCAUUCACAUCAUACACAUGAUCGAUUUAUUUGUAGAAUAUCCUUGAACAAGUUUAUAGCAUUGUAUUCAGGAACAUCUCUGAGAAAUUAUAGUGAUAUAUUGUUUGUUUUGUUCCAA